AUGACGGAGAGCCUUGAGAACCUUUCUAAUAUAGUAGCCACUUACAGGCAACAGCCUGUCUUUGACGAAACGAUAUAUCCCCAUGCUCGACCUAUCGAACACCCUGGCCUCCAUACGUGGAAGUUGCCUCCGAUACAAGAAAGCGUUGCAUUGAUCCAGGUCGCCAAAUCCCAACGCCUCGCCGGAACAGGUUGGAUCUACGAGUAUCUACCGAUGAACCAAUUCUCAACAAUUUGUCUCGACGUCUACUUCACCGAACACUAUUCUGAAAUGGAUUUCAUCAUCGUUAACGCCGACCUUCACUCGAUCUUCAAAGAUUACAGCACAAUAGUCGUUGGGGACGAAAGAGAACGUUGUGAAAGGCACGCUCUCUUAUGCCGUGCCAAUCUCGAGACAGGGCUUUCCAAUUUGCCCUUGCACAUGCCUGCUAUACCAAAAGCAAUAAUUGCUCUGCUUUUUGGUGCUUUUCAUGCCAUCGAGCUCUCGAAGCCUUUUUUGGCCUGGACUCUGUCUUCAAAAGCAUCCGAAAUAUGCCAAACAUUGGGAUAUCACCGAGAAUCUUCUUCAAAGAGCGAGAGAGAGAGGAAGAUGCUCAGCCUGUCGCUGCGCCUAGGUCGGGCGUCGACUCUUCCGGAGUGGACAAUAACCGUUACUAGGCCGUCAAUUGCGGAUCCUCGUGAAGAGCCGGCGUUGGCCUACUUCGUGUUGUGGGUGGAAGCUGCCCGAUGUCAAAGAAAGAUUUACGAAAUGCUCUACAGUCCAGAUUCAGUCAGGCAACGAGACGAAGAACGGAGAUCACGAAUCCAAAGUCUCAUAUCUGACCUAGAAAACCUGGCAAAAGCGACCUCGGAAACAAAUGCAAUCGAUAACGCCGGGCAAGACUUGAUGGACUUUUACGCAACAUCGGAUGAGACGUUGCGCCUUUCACUCCUCACAUUAGUCCAACGAGCUGCACCUCAAGAUCUUGAAUGUUCCAUGACAUUCAAUUCUGAAUGCGAGCGGGGAUGCAUACUUCCCAGCAUACUUCCAAUGCGUAGGACUCUUUUAUUUGCGCCGUUUGUGCCAUUUGUCGUGGCUUUUUGCCAUGUUAUCGAAACCCUCGAUCAGGCAGACCUUGGUCGCCUUGGUGAAUUCGUCGCGUCUAUAAAAGAUGCUGCUUGUGUUUCAAGUGCUGCUACUCGAGUACAUCACCUGUUCAAUGCUCUUCAUGGUAUUGCAUUGCGCUACACCCAGCCACAGAGCGAUCCUGAAAUCGACUGGGUACUUGCCGCUCUGGCGCCUCCUUUAAACUGGGAUGAGCGCCGUGGCCAGCAGUUUCAAGAAGGCGGUUCAAAUGCUCUUAGAGGCAAUGCGGUUGUGGACAGUCAACAGUGUGACGCAACAACUUUAGAUGGAACAAGCCUUGGAGUUAUCGGGAAUCGUUCCUUAAUGCGAAUGGGACACCAGAUGGAGUUGGAAUCCUGGUUUUAUUAACAGUGAGGCUAUGACGGGUAUAUUGAGGCAAUCUGAGACCAAGUUCACUGGGGCGAACUAGACAGAUUCACUUCCAUGGAGCAGCAGGAUGGUCAUCGAAGAUAAGAGAUGCGAGAGAGUCGGCGUUGGAAAGGUACAUGUAUUUAAGGAGGCUUUCCGUAGCUUACAACAGAGAGGAAUCAUGCUUAAGUAGGUAGUCAUCAUUUCCACAUCUAGCUAACAGCGGAUGGGCAAUGCGG
Messenger RNA from Colletotrichum phormii, 1712 nucleotides. RefSeq lists its product as uncharacterized. Lineage: Eukaryota; Fungi; Ascomycota; Sordariomycetes; Glomerellales; Glomerellaceae. The transcript has 8 exons. The record is from RefSeq and is a predicted model, not a curated record. Bases 1 to 1473 code for a protein of 490 amino acids.